AUGAAGUAUCCACGAAGGAAGUUGUUCACUAAAUGCGCUUCCGAUUAUGAUUUUUCUUGUCACAAGGACAGCGCUCGUCCCUUGGACGCGGUUGCCAUAAUGAAAGAAAAGAGCAAGAAUGCUGCUCGUUCACGACGUGAGAAAGAGAACGCAGAGUUUUUAGAACUUGCCAAGCUCCUCCCACUGCCGUCCGCGAUCACGUCACAACUGGAUAAGGCAUCCGUGAUACGGCUGACGACCAGUUACUUGAAAAUGCGACAGGUUUUUCCUGAUGGUUUAGGAGACGCGUGGGGAGCAGCACCUCCCCCUCCUCAGCCCCGGGAGCUUUCCAUACGAGAGUUGGGCUCCCAUCUUCUGCAGACCCUGGAUGGCUUCAUAUUUGUCGUCUCCCCUGAUGGCAAGAUCAUGUAUAUUAGUGAAACAGCUUCGGUACAUCUUGGUUUGAGUCAAGUAGAGUUAACGGGGAACUCGAUAUACGAGUACAUACACCAAUCAGACCACGAGGAGAUGACGGCAGUACUCAGUCUUCAGCACCCUCAUUCGUACCAACCACAUCAGUAUCCCAGUCUUGGGUACCCAGUGGGUGGCACGUGGGGUCCGACAGUGGACAUUGAGUGUGAAAGAGCAUUCUUCAUCCGAAUGAAAUGUGUACUCGCAAAACGAAACGCUGGACUCACAACUUCAGGGUACAAAGUAAUACACUGUUCAGGGUACCUCCGAGCGCGGCGGUUCGGUGAAGGAUGGGCACCGCUCGGCCUCAUCGCAGUCGGACACUCACUACCGCCAUCUGCCGUCACAGAACUGAAACUACACUCCAAUAUGUUCAUGUUCAGAGCCUCUUUAGACAUGCGCCUUAUAUUCUUAGAUGCAAGGGUGGCGUCGUUAACAGGGUAUGAACCUCAGGACCUGAUUGAGAAGACGCUGUAUCAUUACAUACAUGGAACUGAUGUAUUACAUAUGAGGCAUUCACACUGUACACUGCUAACAAAAGGUCAAGUGACGUCCAGGUACUACCGUUUUCUCACAAAAAGCGGAGGCUGGGUGUGGAUGCAGAGCUACGCGACCAUCGUGCACAAUUCCAGGUCUUCACGGCCGCACUGUAUCGUGUCCGUCAACUACGUACUUAGUGACAUAGAAGAGAAGCAUCUAAUACUAAACAUCAGCCAAGGUACACCAAAGCACGCCCCUGUGGAGUGUCCCACGCCGUCCCACGUCCCCACAACUACCACAUCGCCACAAAUGCCACAUGUGAGACAUCCAGAAAAAAUUCCAGUUCCUGUCGCUGAGAGCGAGUACAGCGACUCAAGUGGGGGGUACAAUUACCCAGAAUACAUCCCAUUAAUACCCCCAUACGAGACACAAGAAGAAUACCAACAGCAAAACGGCUCAUAUCAGGAAAUAUUCUAUGAAAAUUACACAGAUACAGGGGAAAUAUUACCUAACUAUGUGAGUUUUCCACAAAACCAACGGCCAUUUUCCGCUAGCUCCUCAUCAUGCAGCUCAAUAGAAGGUUCAGAGAUACCAAAUCAGUACAACUAUACAAAUUUAAUAUCAUUUUACCAUAAUCAGAAUCAGAAUGGGAGGCCGGUUGGGGAGAAUUUUGGGGGGUCUUUUGGGAAGAUCACGCCGAGUCCGACUGUGCAAGAGGGGGGAUACACAAGUGUGAUAGUGGAUAAUACGCAACAGUUCCACCACCAUGGAGGGGGAGUGAAUGAGUUUGUGCAUUGA
Spodoptera littoralis (African cotton leafworm) is the source of this 1728-nucleotide messenger RNA. NCBI's taxonomy places the organism in Eukaryota, Metazoa, Arthropoda, Insecta, Lepidoptera, Noctuidae. The record is from the annotation of a GenBank genome assembly.